Molecule: messenger RNA, 3595 nt
Organism: Arachis ipaensis
Lineage: Eukaryota; Viridiplantae; Streptophyta; Magnoliopsida; Fabales; Fabaceae
Source: RefSeq, a predicted model, not a curated record
CGUCGUCUAGCCUCCGUCUUCGGUGCGCUUCUGCCCCUAUGCUCAAACUGCUCAGAAGUCAAAACGAAGACACAGAGGCAGAGCUGGGAGCUCACCUUGGAUCAUUGCCACCGCAUGCUCGCGCUGUCCCUGAGCCGCUCGCCGGAUCCUCUGCAUCGUGUGCUCGCGUCUGGCCUCUCUCCUCCGUCUGAACUCAGCUACUGGCGCCUCUCUCGUCUUCUAACGGUGCUUCCUGCUUGUGUCGACGUCGCGCCACCUUCCUCGCGUCUCCACUUGAGCUUUGUCUUCUCCACGUCCCAUUUUUCUCUGCUCAUUGGAAGACCACCGAAGGUUACUUUUUUUUUUUUUUGCUUACUUUUUUCGUUUUCAAACUGUUGUUCAUAAAAAAUGUGAUUUGGUUAAUUUAGUUAAAAAUAAUUAGUUAAUUUUGUGUGUGUUUGUGAGCUCUGAAAUCUUAUGAUGGUAUGUAUAUAAUGUAAUUGACUAAUUGUUCGGUUUAUGAAUUUAUGAUGAGACUUAAAUUUGUCAAUUUGUUGAAUGGGAGACUUGAAUUUGUUGCAUGGAAAGCUUGUUAAUUACUAAUUUAGUUAUCCUGUUGAUUGCUGAUUUUGUGUUCAUUUGCUUAUUUUGAAUGUGGAAAGAACAUGUUUGGAGAUUGGUAAUUAGUUAUUCAGUUUUACUUUGUGGUUAUGAUAUUAUUAUUCUACUCAAUAAAAAUAAUAUGAAUGUACCUUAUUUUCAAUUUUAAUUUUGAGGGCCCUGAAAUUACCAUAGUUAGAAUUGAUUGUUAAUUGCCUAAUUGAUUAAUUGUUAGUAGGAUCUGUUUUGGCAGUGUGAUUGUUAAUUGCUUAAUUGGAAUUGAUUGCUAAUUGUCUAAUAGAUUGUCACUGUUAUUAUGUCAAAUUAAGAUAUUAUUGUAAUAUUGUAGUAUUGAUUAAUAAUAUGUCUAUUUUCGUAUUAGUUAUUUUAAAAAUUAAGACUUGAUUGGUGUUAAAGUGCUGAUGAAGAUAUAUAAUUCAAAAUUUAAUUUUAAAUUUUUGACUAUUUUAUAUUUUUAUUUAAGUACGACCGAAUAAGUUGGUUCAACCAAUAACCCACCAAUUGAAUCAGUAAUUAAGUAGUCAGAUCGGUUUGAUCACUGAUUCAGUUCUAAUCACUAUGCUCGGAGUUGUUUUUCCUUUUGUCAUUUUGCUGAAUUUCGUCUCAAGACUUUUGUUGAUGGGUGUGUUGUGUGACUUUUUAUGAGUUUAGGAAGCUGAACUUGUUAUUUUGUUAAUUAUAUGUUAGCACUUGGUCAUUUUAUUAGUGCAAUAGAUAUGACCAAGAGUUUAGGACAUCUUAUCUUUUUUUGUUGAUUAGUGUAAAAACUCAAAAACCGAACCAAACCAAUCUAAUUCUCAUUGGUUUGGUUGGCCUCACAAAAAAAGCCAAACCAAACCAAACCGAACAUUUUACACAUAAUUGGUUUGGAUGAUUUUUUUCCAAAAAACAGAACUACACCGCAAACGGAACACCCGUAUUCAAGAGCAUGCUUACAUCGUGGAUACCACACUACAAGUAGCUAUAUAAUUUAUAUGUCAAUGCUUAGCAAUAAAUUUAUUGUUUUUCUUUCCCCUUAAAUCUCAAUGAAUAAGUAUCUAUAUGAACAUCAAGUGCUUGCAUAAUGUGUAAGCCAUUAUCACGUUCUAUUUAAGUUUGACCAUUAGGUGUUUGAUCAAAUGCCUCAGUGAAAAGGGUUACUUUUUUUAGAGUCAUUAUUUGUUUCCAUUCGUUUUGAGUGUUAUUUUUCAGUUCCUCUUUUUUUCUUGGAAGUAAUGGCACUGUCUUCUGGAAUUCGGAAGCUGCUUUCCGGUGUCAAAACUAACAAAUCUACACCUUUUGACCUGAACUCAAUGCAUUAUCACUGUUAUCAAGAUGUUUCCAACCUGCAAUGCUAUCAGAAUGACUUUUCCAAGCUAGAAGAAUUGACUCACCUUCUGGCGAAUGUGGAUGCAAUCAAUGGAAAACUUGUUGACACAAUUAGUAGUUCAACCAUUUUUGAUGAUCAGAUUAAGCAAGAUAUGUGUACCUUCAAGUCUCUUGUCCGGGCCGUUAUUGGAUCUCCACUAGUUCAGCACAAAAUGAAACAUGUUCUGGUCUCCACUAUGGGAACACAAAAUGAAUCAUUUUCUCCUUUCAGUCAAGCAAGAGAAAGAGAACCUCUAGUGAUUGAUAACCUUGCCAAAGUGAGCAACUUUCUUGAUGUUUCUGCUCAACAAAGGAAGGUAGUUCGUUUCAAAGUGUGUCCACAGGCAACCCAGCACCGCAUAUUGAUUGGUACACUCAAGGAAGUUCUGAAUAAUUUUAAAGUUGAUUUGGAUGCUUUUGAUUCUCAAGGCUUAGACAAAGAUACUAUAAUGGGUCAGCAAAUUGUUCUUACCUGCCUGAAGUUUCUCACUGAAGCUGCUGUUUCUAAUGAACCUGAAUCCACUUCAUGGAUGAGGCUUUCACCUUCAAGAGAUGUCAACCCCUCUAGUUCCCGGAAAUGGGAAGAUGUUCUUGAGAUGUUCAAUGAUCUGAUCGAGUAUUUUAGAGGCGAAACAAGAUUAAAGUUGCAUGUAGCGAAGGCUGAAGUCAUGAAAGAAGGGCUUUUGCAAAUCAAGGACAUUUUGAUUGACAACAGUAUUGGAUACAAGGAAACCAGACACCAAGAAAACCUGGUGCGAAAGAAGCUUUCCAAAACAUUGGGACACUCAUCACGCUGCUUAUUCACGCUAUUAUUAUAUUACCUCUUCGGAAGAGUCUCAGAUAUUGAAGUUGACAUGGCUGGUGGAGUUUACAAGAGUGGAAGUGACAACAAGAAUUGGUUGUGUAUGGGAAGAAUUUUGACUUCAGAUAGUGAGAAGAUGGUUGGGCGUGGUGUGAAGCAGUUGGACAGAGCACUUGGCCUUUUCAAGUUUGUAUGGGAAACUGCUGAAAUGAAAGGUCAGUUGGAUCUUCAAGGCCAUUUGUGGUGUGUUGGAGAACACAAUAGGGUGCUUAGGUAUAGAGGAAACACAUACUUUCUUCAUGGCAUUUGCCUCUAAUCUUAAAAACUCACAUAUUUUUUUUAUGUGAAGUUGAUAGUUGAGAACCGUUAAAUAACAAUUUAGUGAAACAUGUCAAAUCAUCUAACGAUUCUUACUAUUAACGUCAUGUGAAGAUAACUGUACGUGAGUUUUCAUCUUUACAAAAUCAUUCAACCUCUAUUCUAUGAUUUGUAUUCUUUCCAUAGCUUUUGUUGUCAAAAACAAAUAUUCAAUUGCAAAUUAUCUUGUAUAUGUGCCUAUCUUCAUAUGAAUAGUUUAAUCUAUUAGAUUUUGAAACAAUGGAGGAUGCUAAUGUAGGAUAUGAAGUUUUUCACUUUCCCUUAGUUGUUACCAACCAUACAAAUGUGCCUUCCAUAAAUUCCAUGUACCUAGACUCUUCUUCAGAAAUAUGCCAUAAGCAAUAAGAAUAAGCAUACAUUUUAAUUUCUUCCUACUCGAUUGAUGUCAUAUCUCCACUAUCUAAUGCCAUGGGAAGUAGGGAACAAAAUAAAUUAAAAAUUCCACUUCUCCACCUUUUAAGCUUAUCG